Molecule: messenger RNA, 244 nt
Organism: Paraglomus occultum
Lineage: Eukaryota; Fungi; Glomeromycota; Glomeromycetes; Paraglomerales; Paraglomeraceae
Source: the annotation of a GenBank genome assembly
AUGGGUAAAUUCACAGAUAAUCCAAAACAAUAUUUACAACUUCUCAAUACCGAUAAAUAUGAACAUAUAUAUGAUCCGAACACUGAAUUUAUUAGUGUUAGAAAUAUUCGAAAAGAUAAAAUUGUAGGGGUAUUUGAUUAUAAUGAAUUGCGAGUGCAAAUCACAUCACGUUAUGACGAGCCUCAGGGGAGCGAUGUCAUGUGUUUUAUUUCGAGAAAUCCGCGAAUCAGAGAUCAGCGUAGAA